CAGGAUGCGCCCCGCGCGGCAGUGCCCGCCGCCAUGUCGGGCGGGUCGCGCGCCUUCCUCCUGCUCACCGCGAUCCUCACACUACUCUACUCAGGAUGGUGUUCCGAAGACGAGGAGCGUUUGGUCCGCGACCUGUUCCGUGGUUACAACAAACUGAUCCGCCCAGUACAAAAUAUGACUCAGAAAGUCGACGUGCGAUUCGGAUUAGCCUUCGUACAGCUUAUUAAUGUUAACGAGAAGAAUCAGAUCAUGAAGUCGAACGUAUGGCUCCGGUUAGUUUGGAUGGACUACCAGCUGAUGUGGGACGAGGCUGACUAUGGCGGCAUAGGAGUACUGCGGCUGCCGCCCGACAAAGUCUGGAAACCAGACAUUGUACUCUUCAACAACGCCGACGGUAACUACGAGGUGCGGUACAAGUCGAACGUUCUAAUCUAUCCCAACGGUGAAGUGCUGUGGGUACCACCAGCUAUUUAUCAGAGCUCGUGCACAAUUGACGUCACGUACUUCCCCUUCGAUCAACAAACUUGCAUCAUGAAAUUCGGAUCUUGGACCUUCAACGGCGAUCAAGUAUCGCUCGCUUUAUACAACAACAAGAACUUCGUCGAUCUGUCCGACUACUGGAAGUCGGGUACUUGGGACAUUAUCGAAGUGCCAGCUUAUCUGAAUAUUUAUGAAGGGAACCACCCUACUGAAACUGAUAUUACAUUUUACAUUAUAAUCAGGAGAAAAACUUUGUUCUACACUGUCAACUUGAUCCUGCCAACAGUAUUGAUUUCAUUCCUCUGCGUCUUAGUAUUCUAUUUACCCGCCGAAGCUGGUGAAAAGGUAACGUUGGGUAUUAGCAUUUUGCUGUCACUGGUUGUGUUCCUGCUACUGGUGUCGAAGAUUCUCCCGCCGACCUCUCUGGUGCUACCCCUGAUUGCCAAGUACCUCCUCUUUACUUUCAUCAUGAACACCGUCAGUAUUCUAGUCACGGUCAUCAUUAUCAACUGGAACUUUAGAGGUCCAAGAACACACCGAAUGCCGCUAUGGAUCCGAAGUGUCUUCCUUCAUUACCUACCGACGGGGCUCCUCAUGCGUCGUCCACGUAAAACGAGACUGCGAUGGAUGAUGGAAAUGCCUGGUAUGGGCGCGCCGCCCCACGCAGCCGCCCCGCACGACCUGCCUAAACACAUCAGUGCGAUUGGUGCAAAACAAAGCAAAAUGGAGGCGAUGGAGAUGUCGGACCUUCACCACCCGAACUGCAAGAUAAACCGAGCAGCCGGCGGCGGUGAGGUCGGCGCCUUGGGCGGUCUCGGCGCCCUCGGGGGCCUCGGUCUUGGAGGAGAGAGGAGGGAGUCGGAGAGCUCCGACUCUUUGCUGCUGUCGCCCGAGGCUGCGAAGGCUACGGAAGCAGUAGAGUUCAUCGCAGAACAUUUACGUAAUGAAGAUCUUUACAUUCAGACACGUGAAGAUUGGAAGUACGUAGCGAUGGUGAUCGACAGGCUGCAGCUGUACAUCUUUUUCAUCGUGACGACUGCAGGCACGGUCGGCAUCCUCAUGGACGCGCCACACAUCUUCGAGUACGUCGACCAGGAUCGCAUCAUAGAAAUAUAUCGAGGAAAAUAAAUCAAACCCUUAGUUUUAAGUACAAACAGAAUUGCUUCAAAACGGCUUCCAUAAUACUCAUUAGAUACCUAUUUGUAUUUUUUCUUAAUAAUAGGUGACGUUUUAUAAUAAGUGAUGCUAAUACGUAGACCGAUUCAGCACAUAUUUACAUGAAUUUACCAUUGAGUUGUUGUGUCGAAGUAUAGUGACGUAUGAGUAAAAUAUGUUGCGGCAAACUUACUGAAAAUAACCUAAUAAUAAAUUGAUCAGGCUUAGUUCGUAAGUAUUAAGUAAUAUAAAUAAAAUGGCUGUGUUCGAGGUUUAAAAGCACAAUGGUUUGUAUUUUGUAAGUGUCCUAAGAUUAAUAUACCUCUAGAGAGUAAUGUAGAUAGUAGGUUUGUAAUUAUUUAUGUUCUCAUCCUAAGAAAUGAAACUCUUCCAUUAAUUUAUCGAUAUCACUUUUUAUCUUUGUAAUUCUUAAUUAUAAACCCCAAAAACAUUUCAAUGCCCCAAGUAAUUUGUUACUUUUUUUACUUAACUAUUUGAAAUUCUUAAGAUAAUUGUAGUAUGU
Messenger RNA from Spodoptera litura, 2158 nucleotides. RefSeq names its product nicotinic acetylcholine receptor beta1 (gene nAChRbeta1). Gene Ontology annotation, molecular function: acetylcholine-gated monoatomic cation-selective channel activity; transmembrane signaling receptor activity. Gene Ontology annotation, cellular component: postsynaptic membrane. NCBI's taxonomy places the organism in Eukaryota, Metazoa, Arthropoda, Insecta, Lepidoptera, Noctuidae. The record is from RefSeq and is a predicted model, not a curated record. Gene Ontology annotation, biological process: monoatomic ion transmembrane transport.